GUGACGUAUUUGGAUAAAGGAAAAUGGCUCCAUCGCAAACUACUUUGCAAUUACGAUUGCGAGAGGAAAAUCACGACAAUGUCUCUCAGUGCAAACUCUUGGCAGACAAUGCUACGACACGAAACGUUGUCGAUCUCUUGUUAGUAAUCAUAAUUUUCGUGCUACUCGGCGUUGCCGCGCCUAUCAUUCGUGGAGAUUUUUGCGGUAAGUUUUCGUUUAUGAACAGUUGGUCACAAGUUAGGAAAAAUCAUUGCAGGUAAGCUACACUUAAAGCAGAAAAUAAACGUGAAAAAGUCAAGUUUUUCCAGCACAGUCGAAGCCUGAAUCGUUUCGGCUUCUUAUCUACAAUUGCUUUAAUUCUAGCUUACUAGGGAAGAUUGUUUCUAUACUCAGUUAUUAAUCAUCAGCGGGUCAAAGUACUAUUUAUUCCAUGUAACAGAAGGGUACUGAAAAAGUUUAAUUGUUAAGACAACUUUCCGUCAUAUGUGCAGAUUCAGUUUUCGAUUGCAGACAUCAUUUACCAUAUUAAGUCUAUAUUGAUGGUAAUAAAUCAUCUUUGUAAAAACCAGGUGCGUGGAUCGGGCCUGAGUCAAUUAUAUAGAGGACAGAUGAUAUCUUCAUUUGUUUUUACCUUAUUGUACUGUAACGAACGUCAAAAUCAAUUUUGUUUAUCUGCUUUCGCUAUAUUUUAUGUCGUUCGUCUUUUUUCGCUGGUGAAUAUACCUACCAUUGCCCGUUGCUCGCCAGCUGUGUUUUCGCAACCAGCUCGUUCUUGUGACUGUAUUUCUGUUAUGAAGUAUUUAGUUAGUUAAGUAUAACCUAUUCAUUUGCUUACAUUAAGCAUUUCGAUACUUUUUUUAAAUUGAAAGUCCAAAGUUUCUUUUAGAUUUAAACUACGCGAUGAGAUUCCAAAUUGUGGUUCUUGCUAUGGUUUUAAUUCAAUUCAAUUUAUUGAUACUAGUUAGUAUAUUUACUGCUCGCAGAUAGCAACAGCAAGUCGAAGCGAGCAGUUGUUUCACGCAGCUUACUCCAGUAACAAAUUACAGAAAAGAAAUAAAUAUACACUUGAUCGUGACAAUAACAAGAGUACUAAGAUGAGAAAUUACAAUAAUGAAAUGGAAAGAAUAGUUUCUACAAAAGAAAGCUACAAACAAAUAAGUUACGAAGUUAUAUAGCUAUAAUAGUAUAGCAGAUAAAUAGAACGCCAUAUCUAGAAAAAGAUUUAUUUUUCGAGUUCAAUCUUGAGUAUUUAACGAAAAAGUACCUCUUGAGGACGAUCGUGUUUUAUAGAAAUGGAUAUUGGCUUGAUAAGUAAAUAUGUUAGUUAUGUGAGGUGGCGUUGGGUUAUUGAAUACAUCAUGCAUUAACACAGCUGGUGAUUUGAACUAUAUAAAGAAAAUCCAAGGGGUAGAUUAGAAGAAAUAAAGAAAGGUAUACCAUGAGCAUUAAAUUCACCAAAGAACAAGUCGCAAGGUACAUUUUUUAAGAAGUAAAAGUCUAUUUCUAUAUGGAUCUUGUCAGCUUGACUCCACGCAACUAAACCGUACAACAGAUACGGCUGGAUGAGUGAUUUUUAUAUGUGACAUAAGGUAUUCAAGGGAACAAAAUGUCUUAAUCUAGAAAUAAUAUCGAUUGAGAUACUUAUUUUGGAGGCUAUAUGAGGAAUAUGGUAUUUCCAGGAGAGAUUCUCGUCAAUAAGCACGCCUAGAUAUUUGACAUAUUUCUUACACUCUAGAAGAAUAAAAUUACCGGCAUGAUGGUUACAUGCUCUAAAAUUUACUUGAUAUUUUGUCUAGGUCGAAAAAUAACAUAGUGGCGGAGUUUCGUAAUGUUAAAAAACAAUUUGUUGGCUAUCAGCCAGUUGUAAACAUUUGAAAGCUCAUCAUUAACAAUGGAUUCAAGCGUCUUCACAUUUUGAUAUGCAAAUAAAAGAUUAGUGUCGUUAGAAAAUAAAUGAAAUUGUAAUCGGUCGCAGCUAUUUGUGAUAUCAUUUGUGUAAAUGAGAAAGAGCAGGGAACCUAGAACCCAAGACAAGACUGUUUCUUUAUUGGAUAAAUUUUGUAGAUAAGUUUGAGUUAUUUGUCUACGUCCCACUAGAUAUGUAGUGAACCAGUCGUUAACGAUUCCGUGAUUCCGUAGUGAUUCAAUUUCUUCAAUAAUAUUAAAUAAUCUACCGAUUCAAAAGCCUUUUGUGGGUCGAAAAAUAUACUACAUGUGUAUAACUUUCUGUCCGUGUUGGAUUCUUUUUGAUGAGCAGCUAUAUCCAAAAUGGCAGGUUCAAUCUUUUUUUCACGAAAACCGUAUAGUGAAUCAUGAAGGAUACCAUUUUUCUCAAGAAAUGAUUUUAGACGACGGUACAUCGUUUUUUCGAAAAUACGAUUGAAAACCGAUAAAAGCGAUAUGGGGAUCAAAUUCAUCAUAACUCUUAUAGACUGGAAUUAUUUUAGCAAGUUUUAAUUUAGAGGGGUAUGUACCGUGCUCGAUUGAUUUAUUUAUAAGUCGAGACAGAGGACGGCUAAGUGUAUGUUUUGCUGAUCUCAAAAUGCGGAUGGGAAAGGAAUUAUAAUCCAUGUGCUUUACUUAGUUGAAUAUUCAUGAUGUCAGUUUCUAUUUCAAUAUGAGACACCGGAUUAAAAUUGAAGGAACCAGCCACAUCUAUCUUUGGUAGAUAUUCGUGAAAUUUUUUAGGGGAUUUGGCAUUUUGGAUGCCAGAUUGUGCCCAAUUGAAGAGAAAUGUUUAUUCACUAUGUCUAGAAAUUCAGAGGAGUUGGAAGAAACUUUGUUCCUUGUCGGACAUUUGAGAGAGUUCAUUUCCUCAAGGACCUUUCGUUUCCGGUCUGAGAGCCGUUCAUGCCCUCCCAUGUUUUCUUUGUGUUAGAAAUAAUUCCCAUUGGCGUUAAUAUUUUGUUUCGAUAGAGUUUGUAGGCAGUGGUGUCCCCAGAGUAGAAUAGAGCGUCCUUUAUCUUGAUCAAUCUUCUAAUACCUUUUGUUAUCCAGGGUUUUUGAGCUCCUCUUAGACUGCGCUUUGAAAGUAGUUUUAGAGGUGCGUGCCUAUUGAGGAGUGUAUUGAUUUUAUUAUGGAAUGCAGAAAAUGAUUUGCGAACAUCCGUUUUAUUGCCGACAGCACUGAUCAAGUCAAUUUAUGACAGCUCGUUUGGAAAGGUGGGCUCUGAACAAUUAGAGAAGUCACGAACUAAUUGUUUAGGUCUCUACACAUCAAAUAGCUUACAAGAAGAGCCAAGAAAGCAAAAUGGCGAAAAGUGAUUGCUUAAUUCCGAGAUAAUGUUGCCGCUUACUUGAACAAUUCUUUCACGGUUGCUAAUAAAUAUAUUAUCGAUAGGUGAGUAGGAAAUGUAAUGUUGUCUCUUGCGUUUGUCAAUGGACGAGGUCAUGUCAAAGCUUUGUGCUGAAAUAUCGUUCCGCCAAUCGGAUACUUUGUUUUGUCACGUCCUCCUUGCCGUCGCUGUCACGUUUAGUUAAGGUCUUUGUUGAACACACUUAGUGGACCCGGGAAACGACCCCAUCACCUCUCGCAUCAUUUUUAAAUUGUAACCUAUUUGCUGCUUUUAGAUCAACAAAAUAGCUAACUGGCGAAAAAAUGUCAUCGAAAGUCCCGAUUGUAAACUAGAGCUAAUAUCUAAUGUACAUAAUUGCCACUAAAAGGUGCAAAGAAGCUGGAACUGGAGCUAGUAACCAGCUUCACUCAGCUAGAUUAAUUUGUCGACCCUUAAAUUAAAGAGCAUUGAUGUGACGCAUGGUACGUUCCUAACAGAAAAUGAGUCGGCAAGAAAUAUCAAAGAUUAUCGUUUCGUGUUCACUAUUAUGGAGAGACUCGUUGGGUUAAGCUUCAUGCUGAUUGUAUGAUGUGGUGUCCCUAAUUAUACUAAGUUUAUGAGCAUUUAUCAAUGCAAAUAUUCUAUCACCGGUCCAGGUUUUCACCACGCUAGGCACUUAAAUCAACCAGUCACCUGGUUGAAGAAAAAACACAAUGCAUUGGAGUCAACUGUUGACUAGACUGUAAACUUUGAAACCGAGUAAGCGAUCCGAGACGAACAGCUCGCUAGAUUUGAAUAUUUACUUUGUAGAAUAUUUACCAUAGCAGCAUUCUAGGAAAGUGAAAGUGUUUUUCACCCCGCGUUUACGUUCUCUAAUGUAAACUGAGACCUUUCCUCGGCAAUCUUCGUUUGUAUUCGGAAAUAAAAGAAAACAAGACAAACAUCGAGGAUUAAUGUUUGUUUGCCUGAAAUAAGAUAUGACGCUGGUCAGACUUAACCAAAUAUAACAGCCAAACACUUUGUCUUGAAACAGACAUCAGUCUUAUUUAAUUUUCCAUUUUUUUUUUAUGCAGUCUUCCCGGUAAACUCGGCAUGAAAAUUAACCAUUUUUAUUGCUCCUUACUAUCGGCCAAACAGCAGAAAUUCUUCGAGAAAGUUAGUGAAAAAUAAAGAAAAAAAAAUUUAAUUUAGCCACAUAUCACUUCUUAAUUCUCUUACAGUUUCGAAAGUCUGGUCGUUUUCUAAAAAAUAUGACCAGACUUUCAAAACUGUAAGUGACAUUCCUUUACUAAUUUGUGGGUUUCAUUUCUUCGUAUUGUUUUGUUUCGUAUAUUUCCGUUUUUGAGAUUUCAAAUUUACUCCGUAUGAAAAUGAAAUUUUUACCAAGACUGUCUUUGAAAGGAGACACAAGGAAAUAAUCAACGUGGUCCAUUUCAUUGAUUUCCGGCGUGUUUGUUAGUUUUUAUUCCCAUAAUUAUCAGCGUCACGACAUUAACUGGACGAUUUCCUCAUUGUGGACUCAACAGAAUAAAAAGGAAAAAAUUUGCGAUUCAGUUACGUCACUGACUAAAAAUGGCUCCUUCGAAAACGGCUGGUCAUGUGUUUGAUGAGAAAGAUCGAAAUGAUAUAUUGGACCUCAAAAGUCUGGCAGGGAGUUCAAUAGCAAAUUAUUUCCGUUUUCACUUAGAACUCGACGACACCUUUACAUAUUAUGAUGAAGAAGAGGUUUAACGCCAUUUGGGAAGGAAAAAAUAUCGAACUUCUUGCCUGAUUCUUGAAACAAAUGUAUAUUUAUUUUAUAGUCAAUGUCUUUCUCAGCGAAGUUGUCAUACCUGCGAAAGGUCCCCCUCAAAAAUUUGAGUCAGUAUCAUAAAAUUAAUCUCGCAUUUACUUUCAGUUUACGAUCUCUUGUCGGCUACGUUUGCGUGAGUGAGUGUGUGCGUGCCUUUUUUCUUUUGGCCAAACGUCGAGGAGAAAAUGAUUGCAGAAUUUCCGUUAUGGAAAUGUCUGAUGAUCGCCUGCAAGGACUUUUUUUUUAAGGAAUGCCUUCCUGUCAUGAUAGAAACCCAACAACGAGAUCAAAAUAGCAGCCAAGACUAAUGCCGGCUACGGAUGAAGAAUUAAUAAAGAUAUCUUCGAUUUUAGAGGUUUCAAAAAACCUCACUUUUUCUUCAAGACUCGUAAAUCAGGCCCUAAAUACUGGUUUUCGUCGAAAUCGGUGAAAUAAACAACCUAUGUUUUAUUUCCGGCAGUAGAUAUUCAAUCGCUUAGUGUUAACAAAAGAUUACGAAGGCCGAUCAGAAGAUAGUCAGGAAGCGGAGGUUAUAAGUUUGUCCUCCAAUACCUUUGUUGCUCUGCUUGUUAUGCGCCGAUCAAUUCGAGGCUUCAACAUCCUCUCGCGAAACUCAGGAGCAUUUGACUGUCGUUUAUGCCCAGAGGUGAGGAAAUUGAACCCGAACUGUCGAGUCUUACCUGCGGAAUAAACGUGUGUGCGUUGCAGCUCUGUAACUUAUUAACAGCGACCGCUAUAGGAGUGCGACAUUUGAGUUGUACCCGUCCACGGAGGAGAAGCCAGUCCCUCUCGUAUUUCUUUUCAUAUGUGUUCCGUUUGUUUGUUUUUAUUUUCUCUUCACCACUUAAGGGACCGUCGUUGGGUUGGUACUGGACACGCCAGAGUGACGAUAUGAUUUGAUAUUAAGCUUUUUAAUCGUUCCUUUAUUCUAAUUAGCCAAUGAGCUUAGUUUUCUUUUGGCUUACGACACUUCAUCCAAAAAAGAGUUCAGACACAGAAGCUGUCAUAUUGCUUCGCCUCGCUAUGGAGUAUUACUAACCGAAUUAUUCACUUUACUCAAAGAGAGAGGUGAUGACAUCAGGGUCAGUAACGUCGGAAAUACUCUCAAGUGCUCCGUAAACUCAUCUCGGCUGACGUUGACCGGAAAUAAUCACAGUGGCAACUGCCACUGUCAUGUUGGUUUUAAGGGGGAUGGCCAUGUUUGUUCAGGUGAGAACGUUGUUUGCAUGGGGAACUUUUACUUGAUAGUUGAAGGAAUUGGGGAUUCUCUUCGUGUAUAAGUUUGCAGAUCAUGGAGUUAGUCUUUGUUAUACACUAUUCACUCCAAAGCUUAAAUAUGUUUUAAAGCUGGUGUAAACACGAUUAAAAUUUGUUUUCUUUAUAGAAGCUGCUUAAAGUGAUGUUUAGGUAUCAAAAUGUCAAAAUUGAAAGCAACGUUCUAUGCACUAGUGUUUACUGCAAACCUACAGAUUCACAUAGUUACUUGUUGUAUUGAUCUUCGCAUCCAUCACACGUCAAGAAUUCCAUACGUUUUUCAUAGCUUUUCACACUUCGUCGUUUAUGUAGUGACGACUCUGACUUUUCCGAAAAAUCAAAGGCAAUGUGCCAGUUUUUCUAUAAACGUGGCUAACCUGCUUCUGCCGUUUAAGCGGGCCACCACCGCGCCCAACAAAUUAAUCGACAGUCAGCACUACAAAUGGCUGAGAAGGAAAAUACUGAUCGCAUUAUAUUCCAUUUAAUCUCACAUUUCAACCUCCCAACCACGCAGUUAAGUCUAUCAUUUGGUCAGAAGUUCAUUUCAAACCAAUGAUCAACUUGGAACUUUCAAAUGCGCUCCUUUCAUUCAUAACAAAGAGAAAAUGUCGGGAUCAAAGCGAUUCAUUAAGAUGACUGAUCACUUAACGUGAACCUCCGCCAAUGUCAUCUACAGCAUAACUUGCACUCAUUGCAAAAAGUUAUACAUUGGUGAAACAGGAAGACGACUAGAUGACCGAUUCCGAUAACACCUUCGCGACGUAGAAAGAAAUGACAAGGACGCAUGUAAACCAAAUACUUUAAUCUUCCCAAAUAUUCCAAGCAGUAUACGGCAGUUUGCAGCCUUUCCUUACAUCUAGGUAGUUUGGAAGGCCGCAAAACUCUCGAACAAAAAUCAAUCUUUCAAAUCGGCACUCUUAAUCCCCACGGUAUCAACGAACAUUUUUCAUUCAACUGUUCUAUUCUUGUUUUCUCGUCACCAAUAGCGUAGCUACAUAAUCUGCAUAUAAACCCACACACAACCCAUAUUACUCUAAUCUCUCCGUCGAGGGGCUAACGCUCGAAACGUCAGCUUUUAAAAUCUUUACGGUGGCCAAUUUGCGUUAUCAACUCAGUUGAUAAUAGUAAAUUACCCUGUUAUACUCUCCCACGGACGCAGCAACACAGUUUCUUUGGAGACUUACCUCCUUUAUUCAUUAAACUAAUGUUUGUCAAUUUGAAACCUUUGGAAAAAUUAGUUUUUCAGUUCUGUUUCUGAUUUUCAUUCAGUUAAACUGACAGUAUCUUGAAUCUGUUUGAAGCUAAUGAAGAGAGAAUUUUUUUUAAAAUUUCAUUUGACAUUCUAUAAUGGGAAAAAGAGAAAACAGACAGAAUGAAUCCAAAUGUCACGCUUAAAAACUAUCACUAUGUUUGUAUAAGUAAAAAUGAAUGGAUGAGAGUGAUUCUAACAUCAUCAAACCUCUCUUUCCUGGGCAGAUAUCGAUGAAUGUGCAUCUGGAAAUCAUUCAUGCCCGCCGAAUGCUCGCUGCAGAAACACCUUUGGAUCAUACAGUUGCGAAUGUUCCUAUGGUUACCGGGAAAACCGGUAUUGCCUCGACAUGGACGAGUGCAAACUCAGAUUACACGGGUGUGAUAAACAUGCUCACUGCACCAACACCGCGGGCUCAUAUAAAUGCACUUGUCGAGCUGGUUUUUAUGGAGACGGACGAUCUUGCAGAAAUAUAUAAGUACAGCUGA
Messenger RNA from Pocillopora meandrina, 8058 nucleotides. The record is from the annotation of a GenBank genome assembly. NCBI's taxonomy places the organism in Eukaryota, Metazoa, Cnidaria, Anthozoa, Scleractinia, Pocilloporidae.